AUGACCUACCUCCCCUACAGUGCGGGAAAUCGGUCGUUGCCUGCCUCUCAGGACCGGGACUUCGGUGCCUGUCACAGUAACGUGCCCUGUAAGGUAGGCCUGCCCGCCCUGCCUGAGAGUGGCAAGCCCAUAGCAAACAGUGAACAGGCGAGUGUUUUACCUAAGCUUGCUACGACACGAAGACACUCUUCAAGUUACGAAAAUGCGCACUGGGCCGAGCAACAAGUCAGCACAAAACCUCAUGGAUUGGGACAACUUUUGGAAGCCCUUUCCAUGGCAGCAAUGGUAUGGGAGGCGGAUUUGGAAGACGGCGCAGAUUCAGUGACAGUCACAUUAGUCCAGGGCCGUGACUCGUAUCAGCAACCCGUAGCCAAUUUCGACAACGAAAACAAGGAUGGUGAGGUACCUUACCUUACGCUCGCUACCUGCGUACGGAUACCUACCUUAGCCAGCGUAUCCAAGCCUUGCGACCGACAGAUACCUGCCUCUCGCCACCAUCGUAUCAUUACCUUCUCAAUCAACGCAUUCUUUACCUUCCAGCGACCAUUGUCUAGGACUUCUCCCUCUUUGUCGACCCUGACUGCCGCCGGUUUCCACCCUACGGUCGCUGCGACACAACUUACUACCCCAUUCCUACGACUCAGAAUGCAAGAAACAACAAAUCAAGCAAAGCCAACACCCACUCGUCGCCGACAGAAUCGGGGCGGUGGCGGCAAGGCUGCUGGACAGAAGAUGUACGCAUCAGAGACCGACGUAGCCAAUGUCUCAACCUUGGCGUUCGAACAAGCCGGUCAUCCUCAUACGCCCCAGAAGUCAUACUCUGGCUCACCUGAGCCGCAGUCCGGCAACGGCAACCAGCCUGGCUCCAAACAGCGCUCGCGAAACAAACCUAGGGCUAGGAAUCCCAAUACCGUAGCUUCACCCGACGUCACCCGCCAAAAUCGCCGCUCGACCCCUCAGAGCAUCCCGGUGAACAAGUCGGCAGCGGCCGCUUUCGCUGGCGCAACUUUCCAUGCUUCGCCUGCCCCGUCAGCCCUGCCUAUGCCUAGCUUCUACUCAAAGUCCAUUCCCGAAUCUCCAGGACCCAGGCCGGAAGCUCAACAGCAGCCGUCACCUCCGGCAACCGAACGACAACGUCCCACACCUCAACAUCCUGCGACCGCACCUAGGGCUCGCGAGUCGCCUCUUGACGCCAUUUUCAGAGCCGAUAGAGCUGAAAAGGAACAGGCGCGGCGUUCAAGUUCUCUCAACUCAUCCCUUCAAACAGACGGUUCUGGGUCAACCGCUGCCCCUUCGCCGAGAGAGGCCAACCACGGCUCAUUCGUUGCGAAACCUUACAAUACUCACCCUGGGCAUCGUAUGCCCCUCCAGAGAUCAUCUAGUGGAAUCUCGGCCCAGGAGCUCGACGGCUUUUCGGGAAAGCCCCUUGGCCCUGCCUUCUCCACCCCGUACCAGGAGCGAAUCCGCGCUGCCCGUGCCACUCCCAACCAGUCCCCGAAUGGCACGAGACCCACGCAGGUCUCGCCUGCUGAGGACCGCUCUGAGGCUCUGAAGAAGUAUCUCUUUGGGGGCAAAGGUCUGGCUUCGGCUGCCCAGCCACCGGCUUCGGCUCCGCCAGCUCAAUACGUCCAUAACGGCUUCAUGGGAAAUAAUCCGGCCCCUCAGGGCGACCAAUCUGCCGAUCUCCGCGCCAUGGAGGACAACCUGCGCCGCAUUCUGAAGCUCGAGUCGCCUAUGUCAUCUACACAAUCUGGGGAACGUCCUCUGUACUCUUAG
Colletotrichum acutatum is the source of this 1776-nucleotide messenger RNA. RefSeq lists its product as uncharacterized. The record is from RefSeq and is a predicted model, not a curated record. Lineage: Eukaryota; Fungi; Ascomycota; Sordariomycetes; Glomerellales; Glomerellaceae. The coding region runs from base 1 to 1776 and encodes 591 amino acids. The transcript has 5 exons.